AUGUCGAGCCCCAAGCCUGUACCGAGCAAUGCUGAUCCAAAAAAGUAUAACGACUACAGUUUACAACUGAGCCGAUGGUUCCUCGUAUCGAUCGGCGCUUCGCCACAAACACGUACAACCAGUAUAAUAGAAAGGCUUUCCUCGAUAGUACUUAUUAUCGUUUUGUCGUCGGCGAUAGCUGCAAUUACGAUACCGGGUAUAUUAUACGUGUUUCUCGAGGCGAAAGGUAUUCAGAUGAAACUGAGCCCCCUUGUUCCGCUAUUUCACAGGAUAAUGGGCUUCUUGAUUUAUUUGAUAUUACUCUCACACGGCAAAGCCAUUCACAAGUGUAUGAAACACAUGGAAGAGGACUGGCGUGUCGUUCAAAAAAUGGGGGAUUUUAAAGUGAUGGUGAAACACGCCAAGAUGGGCCGUUAUAUGGCCGGAAUCUGUGCGGCCUUCAUGCAUAGCAGUUCCGCGUUCUUUAAUAUAUCCGCAACGAUGAAAACCGUAACCUUUGUUAUCAAUAACGUGUCGAAAACGAUUCAUCCAUUGUCGUGUCCAGCGUACCGUAAACUGGUUGACGCGAGAUUUAGUCCGGCGAAUGAAAUCAUGAUGACUAUGCAAUUUACGUCGAGCUACCUUACGAAUUCUGCCACAGUGUGUAUUUGUAGUCUUGGCAUUGCAUUCGCAAUGCACGCCUGCGGUCAGUUGAACAUGCUGUGCACGUGGUUUAACGAACUCAUCGAGGAUCACGCCAAAGGAAACCAUUUAGCGGAAGAAAAAUUAGCCAGUAUCGUCAAACAUCACAUGAGAGUCUUUUUUAUAGCAUAUAUGGAGAAUAUUAUGUAUAAAGCCUGUUUCUUAGAAUUGGCGGAAUGCACGAUAAAUAUGUGUUUAGUUGGAUAUUAUUCCGUUAUGAAUUGGAGUGUGCUUAAUACAGGAAAAAUCACGGCAUAUCUUAUGGUAUACAUAUCAAUGGCUUUCAAUAUUUCUAUAUUUUGCUAUAUCGGGCAGAUUGUCACCGAACAGAGUAAGGAGGUCGGUCGAAUGGCAUAUAUGACUAAUUGGUAUAAAUUAGAUCACAAAACUGCGCGCAGCUUUGUACUAAUAAUUAUGCGAUCGAAUAAUGCGAUCAAUAUAACUGCAGGAAAAAUAUGCUCAUUGUCUAUCGCCACAUUCGGAAACGUAAUUAAAACUUCCUUCGCAUACAUGAAUGCAUUGCAAACAAUGUCCACGUGA
This is a messenger RNA of Dinoponera quadriceps, 1221 nucleotides long. RefSeq lists its product as uncharacterized. The coding region runs from base 1 to 1221 and encodes 406 amino acids. Gene Ontology annotation, molecular function: olfactory receptor activity; odorant binding. The record is from RefSeq and is a predicted model, not a curated record. Gene Ontology annotation, cellular component: plasma membrane. Gene Ontology annotation, biological process: sensory perception of smell; detection of chemical stimulus involved in sensory perception of smell. Lineage: Eukaryota; Metazoa; Arthropoda; Insecta; Hymenoptera; Formicidae. The transcript has 5 exons.